Messenger RNA from Marasmius oreades (fairy-ring Marasmius), 1431 nucleotides. RefSeq lists its product as uncharacterized. The transcript is spliced from 5 exons. NCBI's taxonomy places the organism in Eukaryota, Fungi, Basidiomycota, Agaricomycetes, Agaricales, Marasmiaceae. Gene Ontology annotation, molecular function: copper ion transmembrane transporter activity. Gene Ontology annotation, cellular component: plasma membrane. Gene Ontology annotation, biological process: intracellular copper ion homeostasis; copper ion transmembrane transport. The record is from RefSeq and is a predicted model, not a curated record. Bases 522 to 1256 code for a protein of 244 amino acids.
UACUUUUUCACCGUCACGAUCUCCUCAGCACCCCCCCCCCGAAUUAUUCCCUUUUCUUCUCUUCAUGAGUUGCCUACACGAAGCCUUUUCAUCGACGGCCAUGUUGGCUGUUUCGGGGUAACAUUGUUGAGAAUCAUUGUUGACUCGUAACUGCUGUCGCUCGUCUCGUCGCCGAUCUUCUCCUUCGAAUCUUCAUGUUGGUUAACGAAUGUCCUCCCUCGUUACCGUCGACCUAUGGCAUCUAUGAGCCAACAUUUUAUCUCAGGAGCCCAGGGUCACCAUUAUGGUUCCAUAUCAUCGACCUACAAGCCCACCAUCCCCGCCGGGGCUUCUGUCGUUGCUGCAUGGUACCGAACAGCCUCAUGACUCGGGGAAUGACUCGGGAACUCGACCGUUGUCAUUGGUCGCUGUUGUCAGUGAAGAGCUGGAUCAGGAUUUUGGUCGAAGAAAGAGAGAAUGCCGCCAGUGGUGGCCCUGACAUAGGGCCACAUAACCAGCAGGCAAAAUCUGUAUUUUGACGGAUGGGAGGAUUUGGCUUGGCCCCCUGUAGCAUUUGUGAUUACAUAAGCUGGUCACAACCCCAAUCCCAAUCGCCAAAAAGUCCUACGCCGUCCUGCAAAAGUUUACAUCCGACCACCAUCAGUGAUCACUAUAUCCGCCCUACGAUGGCCGCUGCGAUUUCGCUUCUCUCCUCUCUCUUCUUCGCAAGACUGUGUCUAGCCCAGGAUAUCAAUGGCAUGGACAUGACGAUGGAUAUGCCUAUGGACCUCGCCAGCGGACAUAUGUUGAUGUAUUUUCACUUCACACCUGGUGAUAUCCUGUGGUUCGAAGGAUGGGUACCUCAAAGUAAAGGGGCAAUGGUCGGAGCUUGCAUUGGACUGUUCUUACUGGCUCUUGUUGAUCGAUGGGUGGCUGGGUGUAGGGGUAUCAUGGAGGCACAUUGGGGGAAAAGGGCCCAGAUAGCAUACGUUAACAAGAUUAACUCGGAUUCUCACAUCAAUAAGAAAGUGAAAGGCACUUCCCGCUCCGCUCCUUCUCCCUCGGUUCUUGACUUGGUCACGAUGCGAACGAUUGUACCCUUCAUUCCAGCUCAUGAUAUCGUGCGAGGAAUCAUGCAAGCCGGGCAAGCGGCCAUUGGUUUCGCUCUCAUGUUGGCUGUUAUGACGUUUCAAGUGUCGUUCUUGAUAGCGAUCGUGAUCGGUUUGGGGGUUGGAGAGACGUUGUUUGGGAGAUCUAGGAUUGUUGCUCAUGUCUAGCAAGCUGCACGUAGCCCCUAAACUAUCUGUAUUUUCAUGGCUAUCUACUUAUCCAUGAUACAACUUCCGUUUUUAUCGAGUUUGGGAGAUGUCCUGACAUAUACAUACAUUCAUGGUGGCUGACGGCUUGAAUUUCACACAAGCGCACGUUUCAAUAGAAAAUUUUUUUGUCCUC